AUGAAUAACAUACUUUCCUGGAACUGCAGAGGCUUGGGGAGUGCUUAUGCAGUGAAUGCGUUUAAACGCAUUGUCAUUACUGAACAUCCCCAACUGAUUUUUCUUUCGGAGACUAGGCUGAAAUCGUUUGAUAUGGAAAGGGUUAAAGUGAAGCUGGGUUUCGAGAAUUUUUUUGUUGUGAGUUGUGAAGGUGAGGGAAGGAAAAGAAGAGGUGGGCUUGCCAUAUUAUGGAGACCUGUUUUUGACAUUACUAUACAGUCAUUUUCUCUGAAUCAUAUUGAUAUUGGUGUCAUAAGUGAAGUGGAUGAAGAGUGGAGAUUUACGGGGAUUUACGGGUAUCCAGAAGAAGAAAAUAAAACCAAGACUGGAGCCCUGCUGGAGAAACUUGCGGGUAUAGAUGACAAACCUUGGGUCUGUGGAGGCGAUUUUAAUCUGAUGUUGAUGGCGUGUGAAAAGCAAGGAGGAAAUAGUUUUAAUGUCUCGGAGGCUGAGAUAUCAAGACAUGCUGCUAAUAUGUGUAAUUUUGAAGACCUUGGCUAUGUGGGUUAUGAUUUCACCUGGAAUAAUAACAGGGGUGGUGAAGCAAAUCUACAGGAAAGAUUGGAUCAUUUUUUUGCAACCGGAAAAUGGAAAGAUUUAUUUCCUGGCUCGAAGCAUUUCGGGGAUUUUUCAAAGGAAAUGCGUGACUGUAAAGGUAAAAUGGAGGUUCUGAUGAGGGAAGAGCCAACGGAUAGGGUGAUUGCGGAUAUGAGAGCGAUCGAUGCUGGAAUGGAUGAAUUGGAGAAACGUGAAGAGGUCUAUUGGCAUCAACGCAGCAGGCAGGAGUGGAUUACCAGUGGUGACAAAAACACGGCUUUCUUUCACCAAAAAGCUUAA
This is a messenger RNA of Chenopodium quinoa (quinoa), 876 nucleotides long. RefSeq lists its product as uncharacterized. Lineage: Eukaryota; Viridiplantae; Streptophyta; Magnoliopsida; Caryophyllales; Amaranthaceae. The transcript has 2 exons. Bases 1 to 876 code for a protein of 291 amino acids. The record is from RefSeq and is a predicted model, not a curated record. Gene Ontology annotation, molecular function: catalytic activity.